AGCGACGAUUGUUAGAUCCCGAAGUGUAAAAGAUGAACGAGGUGUUCUUGAGGUUUGGACACUUAACGGAAACGAAUUUGAAGUUUAUCAUCACAUUCAAAUACCAUCAUCCCCACUCUGCACGGCGUGGCUUGGCACAGGGAGCAUCGUAGCUGUUGGUAGCCAGGAUCCUUCCAUUCUAAUUUGGUUGGGACAUUGAUGAUAUUAAUGAUACUGUAGAGCCAUUCUAUGUCAUGGAUACCUCUGAUGGUCACACUGACUCAGUACUUGCCCUUGCGUGGAACCAAGAGUGCAGGUUUCUUAAUGCAUGCUGUCUGUAACCUUAUCUUUCUGUUUUUACUUUCUUUUAAUGACACUUGUUUUCACAUUCUUAGCUCUAUUUUUGCAAGUGCUAGUGCUGACAAACUUGUAAAGAUAUGGGACAUGAUCACUGGAAAAUGUGUUACUACCCUAGAUCAUCACUUAGACAAGGUUCAAGCAGUUGCUUGGGGUGACCAUGCACCAUAUCUUCUUGUUAGUGGCUCUUCUGAUCGUACUAUUGUCGUGAAGGAUAUGAGGGCGCCAUUAUGCACAGUCUCUCAGUUUUCAGUCGAAGCUAAUGUAGAGAGCUUGAUCUGUCAUCCACACUCUCUUUUGGUGGGUCUUGAAAAUGGUAUGGUCGAGGGUUAUCGUGCUCAGCCUCUUUUUUCCAUACCCGCUCAUGAUGAAUCUGUUACAACAGUAUCCUACAAUCCAUGCCGCAGGAAUAUUCUUGCUACUGGAUCCUUGGAUGGAAUGGUAAAACUUUGGGAUUUGUCCAACAACCAACCAACUUGUGUAGCAUCUAAGAAUUUUGGAGUAGGAAGUAUAUAUUCUAUUUCUUUCUCAGAGAAAGAUCGCUUUAUGUUGGCUAUAGGAGGGGAAACAGGAAAAUUGCAGAUAUGGGACACAUCGAAGUACCCAUAAUCUCUCCAAGAAUUGACCGGCCUCAUUUGUUACUAUUCGCCGAAUACCGUUCUUAUUUAAACAUAAAUAAUCUCUGCGUAACAGAAAAAAAAGAAAAAGGAAAGUACAUUAUUUGCUCUAAAUUCUAAUGUGUUAUUUUGUACAUAUACUUUAUUAAUAGAGUUCAUGUUAUUUCA
Molecule: messenger RNA, 1121 nt
Organism: Vicia villosa (hairy vetch)
Lineage: Eukaryota; Viridiplantae; Streptophyta; Magnoliopsida; Fabales; Fabaceae
Exons: 11
Coding region: 229-945 (238 amino acids)
Biological process (GO): rRNA processing
Cellular component (GO): nucleus
Molecular function (GO): protein binding
Source: RefSeq, a predicted model, not a curated record